UUCCGGCGCAGUCUGUGGCCAGUGUGCGUGUUUACGCGUGCGCGCUGCCUCCGGUCUACCCUCGCUUCCGAUCUGCCUCUACUUUUACUCUUCUACGUUCUUCCAAGAACAGUUGAAAAUGAAGAAAUCCCUGGGGCCCGUGUCAUUCAAGGAUGUGGCUGUGGACUUUACCCAGGAGGAGUGGCAGCAGCUGGAUGCUGAUGAGAAGACAACAUACAGGGAUGUGAUGCUGGAAAACUACAACAACCUUGUCUCUGUGGGGUGGCACAUUAUCAAACCGGAUGUUAUCAUCAAGUUGGAGCAAGGAGAAGAGCCAUGGAUAGUAGAAGGAGCAUUCCCACCUCAGAGCUACCCAGAUGAAGUCUGGCAAGCUAAUGACCUGAUGGAGAAAGUCCAGCAAGAUGUAGAUAUGUUCUUCAUCAAUAAAACCCUGAUUGAAGAGAGAGGUAAUGUUUCUGGUAAAGCUUUUAAUGCAGAAAUGAGCCCUGUUCCUUCAAGAAAAAUAGCCUCUAAGUGUGAUGCCUGUGAAAAGAGUUUAACAUCUAUUUCAGAAUACAUUAGUAGUGAUGGAAGCUAUGCAAAAAUGAAACCUGAUGAAUGUAAUGGGUGUGGGAAAUCACUCCUCCACAUUAAACUUGAGAAAACACAUCCAGGAGAUGAGUAUGGAGGAGCUUAUGCCAUAAAUGAAGAGAGUAUUUAUCAGAAAGUGCGUGUUCUGGAGAAACCUUUCGAAUACAUCGAAUGCCAGAAAGCCUUCCAGAACAACUCAGUUUUUGUUAAUGACAUGGAGGAGAAGCCCUAUAAUUGGAAUGAAUCCGAAAUAGCUUUUCUCCAAAUGUCAGACCUCAGUGGCCAUCAGAGAUCUCACUUGGACAUGAAGUCCUAUGAAUGCCGGGAAUGUGGGAAGUCCUUCUGUAAAAAGUCAAAAUUCAUUAUCCACCAGAGGACUCACACAGGAGAGAAACCUUAUAAAUGUAACCAGUGUGGGAAGUCUUUCUGCCAGAAGGGAACACUCACAGUACACCAGAGGACCCACACAGGGGAGAAACCCUAUGAAUGUAACGAAUGUGGGAAAAACUUCUACCAGAAGCUACACCUUAUCCAACACCAGAGAACUCAUUCGGGAGAGAAGCCCUAUGAAUGCGGUUAUUGUGGGAAAUCCUUCUGCCAGAAGACACACCUCACACAGCACCAGAGGACACACUCAGGGGAAAGACCCUAUGUGUGUCAUGACUGUGGCAAGACCUUCUCCCAAAAGUCAGCACUUAAUGACCACCAGAAGAUUCACACAGGUGUGAAGUUAUACAAGUGCAGUGAGUGUGGCAAGUGCUUCUGUCGCAAAUCUACACUCACUACCCACCUGAGGACACACACAGGUGAGAAGCCGUAUGAGUGCAAUGAAUGUGGGAAGUUCUUUUCACGUCUCUCAUACCUCACUGUGCACUAUCGCACCCACUCUGGGGAGAAGCCCUAUGAGUGUGCUGAGUGUGGAAAAACCUUCUACUUGAACUCGGCCCUGUUGCGGCACCAGAGAGUACACACAGGGGAGAAGCCAUAUGAGUGCAAUGAGUGUGGCAAGCUCUUCUCCCAGCUCUCCUACCUCACCAUCCAUCACCGGACACACUCUGGAGUGAAGCCCUAUGAAUGCAGUGAGUGUGGGAAAACCUUCUACCAGAACUCUGCCCUGUGCAGACACCGCAGGAUCCAUCGAGGAGAGAAGCCCUACGAGUGCUACAUCUGUGGGAAGUUCUUCUCUCAGAUGUCCUACCUCACCAUCCACCACAGAAUCCACUCAGGAGAAAAGCCCUAUGAAUGUAGUGAGUGUGGGAAAACCUUCUGCCAGAACUCAGCCCUUAACAGACACCAGAGAACACACACAGGUGAGAAAGCCUACGAAUGCUAUGAAUGUGGGAAGUGCUUCUCCCAGAUGUCGUAUCUCACCAUCCAUCACCGGAUCCAUUCUGGAGAGAAGCCCUUCGAAUGUAAUGAGUGUGGAAAAGCCUUCUCUCGGAUGUCAUACCUCACUGUGCACUACAGAACCCAUUCAGGAGAGAAACCCUAUGAAUGUACUGAGUGUGGGAAGAAAUUCUACCACAAAUCAGCAUUCAAUAGCCAUCAGAGAAUCCAUAGGAGAGGGAGUGUGAAUGUGAUCGAUGUGGGACAGCUUCUGUGAAGUCAGACCUCAGCCCUUUCAAUACAAUAAGCAAGAAACUCAUAACAGAAGUCAAACAUAAUUGUACAGUUGGCUCUAUAUCCAUGGGUUCUAUAUCUGGAUUCAACCAGUCAGAAAUAUUUGGUAAAAAAAAUUGUACCUGUACUGAAUACACGCAGACUUUUCUUUUUACUAUUUCCUGAAUAAUACAGUAUAACAAUUCAACUAUUUGCAUUGUAUUAGUUAUUAUAAGCAACCUGGAGGUGAUCUGAACUGUUUGGGAGAUUACAUGGAUUAUAUGCAAAUACUACACUUUUACCAAAGGGCCUAAACAUCUGCAGAUGGUAUUGGAGGAGGUAGGUCCUGGAACCAACACCCACUCGAAUCCCAACCCCAUACAGAAAAGGCAGUGCAUCUGAGAGUUCACACAGGUCAGUAUGGAUAAGCCCUAUACAUUAGUCAUCAUUGACAUUCACAGGCAGAAACCAUGAUGGUACCAAGACCAUAUGACUCGUUAAAUGCCAGACUGUAUAGGAGUAGGAAUGUAUAAAUACUUAGAAAUAUAUAUAUGUAUGUGUCUGUGUAUGUGUGUGUGCGUGUGUGUUUCACCAAGGAUUCGAACUGCUUUGCAUAUCAGGGAAUUCUUUCAGUUUAAGGAAUGUGGAAACAUAAUCUUUUGGAAAUUGUUAAAUACUAAAAAGACAAUUCUGGUGUAAAAACAAACUUGUAAAAAAAAAAGAAAAACAGAAGAUACCUGCUGUGAACAAACAUACAUACACUUUGUAUAAACAGAAGAUGUAAAAUCAUCAGGAUAGAGAGCUAAGUCUGCAGCAUUAAAUUCAUAUAUAAACAGCUCCCAAGGAAGACAGGAUGAGGGAGUUUCUUUUUAAUAUGUUACAUUAUAGGAAUUGUAUGUUCAGCAUUAUAUCCUUAUGAAUUUAUAUCUGAUAAGAUUACUCAUUCCAAGUAGCACUUACGUGUUAAUGCUUUUGUACACAUUGUCAUUGAAAUUACCUUUGGUAGGUAUAAAGUAUAUUUAUAUUCUUCCCUGGUAUUUAUAAAUAGCCAGUUGAUCAUUGUUAGUGAACUACAUGAUCCAUUAAAAAAGCAAUGUUUUUCUAAUAAGGUCUUCAACUAUAGAUGACUCAGCAAAAGAGAUAGAUAAAUAUGUAGAAAAUAGAUUUUUUUAAAUCCUGCAUAGAUGAUUUUAAAUUGGUAACCUAGAAUUCUCCAGGAGUGAGAAAUAGCUUUAGUACUUAACUGCACUCUGCACAACUAAAAACUAUACUCAAAAUAUCACUGCUUGUUUCUUAAUCUAUUUUUUAUUUGGAUGUUUAUUUGUGUAUUGGAGCACAGGAACUGAGUAACAUCGGAGUUGUCUUUCUGAUCUAGUAGUGUUUGUUAGCACUUGCUCUGCUCAUUUAUAAAGGAAGUGAGGACACAUAUAGGAGUUUGUGGCAGAAUUUGUUGUGUGACUUCCCCAGUCAUUCUGUCGUUACUUUGCUGUCAGAGUCUGGGUACCCACUGCUCCUUAGGGGCAAGAGGUAAAUCCUGGUUAGUUUGGUUCAGUAAUGAUAAUUCAUUUUCACUGCUAGCAGUUGCUGUCAAAUGGUCAUAGGACCUAAGACUAAACAAAUGAACAAACACACCUGAUGGAUUGUUUCUGGAAAAAGUUUCCUCAAAGGUUCAAGGAUUCAAGCAACGUGAAGGAAAGUCUUUUUGUGAGAAUGGCUUUAUCUGGAUGUGGUUCCUGGUAGUGUCUUCCAGCAAGGGAUUAUAGUUUAUUCAUGACCUUCACAAAAAGACUGGAAGAUUCUGGGACUUAAAUGAUGGAGUAACUGACCCACAGAACCAACCAGCCUUGUGGCCACUUGAUGUCUGGACUAUUUCUUUUGUGAGAGAUUAUAUUUAUUUUUAAGCCAGUUAACUUAGAAUGCUCUGUUGCUAAUGACUGAAGACAUUCUGAAACAGUUACACUUUUAUAGGAGUUAUGCAAUUCAGAAGUGGACUUCAGGUAAAUCACUUAUUUUGAGGUGUUGAUUCAGAGAUCUUAUUUUCUGUAAAUUGUGAUGUAAAUAGUUUGAGCAUUGAAAAUCAACUUGAAAUAAUUAAAUAUGUAUGCCUCUU
This is a messenger RNA of Fukomys damarensis (Damara mole-rat), 4279 nucleotides long. It is a transcript of the gene Znf12, whose product is annotated as zinc finger protein 12. The transcript has 5 exons. The record is from RefSeq and is a predicted model, not a curated record. Bases 119 to 2173 code for a protein of 684 amino acids. Gene Ontology annotation, molecular function: DNA-binding transcription repressor activity, RNA polymerase II-specific. Gene Ontology annotation, biological process: negative regulation of transcription by RNA polymerase II. NCBI's taxonomy places the organism in Eukaryota, Metazoa, Chordata, Mammalia, Rodentia, Bathyergidae.